Leptomonas pyrrhocoris is the source of this 1178-nucleotide messenger RNA. RefSeq lists its product as hypothetical. Lineage: Eukaryota; Euglenozoa; Kinetoplastea; Trypanosomatida; Trypanosomatidae. The coding region runs from base 78 to 1178 and encodes 366 amino acids. The transcript has a single exon. The record is from RefSeq and is a predicted model, not a curated record.
AGCACUUCCACAGCAAACGAAACCACACAACAACUUAUUCAUAGAAAACACGAACCAUCCUUCGCCGUGGACAACGCAUGUCGGAGAGUCGUGAGAUGGAGGAGAUGCUGGCGGGUGCGCCGGCGGGGCCGGAGGAGGCCCUCGUUUCUGUGCUCUGCGUAGAGGCGACGGCCAGCACGCAGGAGGCGCUGGAGCGUGCCGUGCAGGCCGGGACCGCCGACGGUGGCCGCCACGCGUGUGCUGCUGCGUCGUCUGAGUCGGCGCUGCGGGCACUGCACAAGCUGUGUGGGACGCGUCUGCGUGUGCCGCCCUCCACGACGGUGCACACGCUGCGCGGCUUCCUGGCGGCGCAGGAGGCGGCGUCGUCGACGGCGUCUGCGGAUGAGUGGUGGUGGCGUGCGAGGGCGAGGUCGACGGACUCGCUGGCGGACGCGCUGUUCUUUGCGGUGCGUGCGCCUGCGCCUGCUGCUGCUGCGAGUGCGGGUGCGGAGCGCGUGGGUGGAGCUUGCACGGUGGCAGAGGCGGCGGCGGAGGAAAGCGAGACACUGGUGGCGCUGCACCCUCACACGACGCUGCACGAGGUGGUGUCGGCCGGCGGUGUGCUGCAGCUGCCUGCGAAGUUGCCCGCUGCACCGGAGACGACGCUGCUGCUGCUGUACGCGCGCGAGCGCUACUUUGGUGACAUGGACGGUGGUGACUUCCUGUGCAUUGGACUGUGCGCCGCACUUAUCGCGUGCUGCGUGGCGCUGUGCGUAUCGCAGGCUGCAUCGGCGGCCAAAGAGAAGAGACAGCAGCAGAAGUACGAUGAACAGCAACAGGCCCAGCAGCAGCAGACGCAGUACUACCAAGAUCAGCAGCAACAGCAGGGCGCCUAUCAGAACUAUGGAAACAACCAGCCCUACUACGAGGGACAGCAAGGGCCAGUGAACGGAUACGGCGCCCCGCCGCAGCAACCGGCGACCGGUUACCCCGUGGCGCAGCCGGCGUACUACAACUACAGUGGCAAUCCGGCCUACGCCCAACCGCCGGCGGUGCCGCCAGCGCAGUACUACAACAACAACCCCUACACGCAGAACCAACAGGGCCCCUAUCAGACAAACAACCAGGGCGGCAACAACCCGAGUUGCCAGGGCACGGCGAACCCAAACAACGGCUACCCGACGACGGCGCCACUGUAA